AUGCACUCACAAGACGUUAACAUUUAUGAAGGAAAAUAUAAAAAAAAAACGGAAGAAUUGAUCAAUGAAGCUAGGAAAUAUAUCGAUAAGCUGUUUGGGAAUUAUGACAUUUUGGACAAAAAGGAAUGGGAGUCCAUAUCCAAAUUGGAUUUAUUCUUAGACAUAAAUGGAGAACAGGAUGUGUUGUUGAUCAAUGGAAGGGAUAUAUUUUUUCACGUGAUGGAUGUGAAUUUCUCCAAGAAAGUCCCUCUGAAUACGCAGGAAGUGUUGGAAAAUAUAACUCAAUUGUUUAAACAUAACAAGAAUAUAUAUGAUGAGUAUGAAAAAAAAGUUUAUAAGAUUGAAAAGGAUAUAAAAACAUAUUUAGGAACUGGAGGGAAUAGGUUUCCAUUGAAUUAUACACAGUGGAAUAAUAGCUAUAUCAAUAUAACCCAUAAUGUGGCAAUGAGAGCUUUUAUGGAUGAUUUUUACAACUAUUUUGGCCGCCUAGAAAGGAAGAUACUGUAUAACCCUAAGAAAUUAACAAGGAUAGACAUAUCCUUCUUGGAUGGGACGCUAGAAGCGAUUAAUAGUAUUAUAAAAACUACCAUUGAACAUAAAACGGAGAAAUUAUUUGGUCUGUUAAACAAUAUAUUUGAGGGAGAUUUAAGGUCCAUUUUGGAACGUAAAAAAAAUGAAGUGGUUUUAAAAACCAUUGAGAAAGAAAAGACAGGAGAUGUGUACGAGAAUAAUUUUAUAUUCGAAGUCGAAUCGUUAUAUGUGGAAGAAAAAAAAGACAUACAAAAUGCCUUGUCCAAAUUCAGCCAUUUUAUGAAAGUCAAUUUCGGAUUCGAUAUCGACAACGGAAGUGUUCACUUUCUCAAAAGUAAAAUAGAAGGCGUGGAGGUGGAGCGGAAGGAGCAGCAAAUCAUGAAGCUUUUCAAAACUAUCGUGCACGAAUUAUUGUGUAGAAAAGAAGUUAUCGAAUUUUUCACCCUUGUCAAUUCGUUGAAGAAAAACUCCAAAACGGUCAUCUCCUUUUUUAGGAAAGUUUGGGGAUGUAUGGCCACCAAAAAUGACACUUGCAUAUUUAUCGAAACGAGGAGGUUGAUUCCUCUGGUGUCCAAAUAUGCAGAAAUUAGAGGAAAAAAUAAUUGCGAUAUUAAACAAUAUGACAAGGAAGAAAAUAUCAUACAGCUAAUGAACGAUAUAAAAAACGCGUUCUACAGAUAUAGGAUUGCCAUUAAAAUAUUGUUCCUGCUGAUUGAGGACCUCAAGUUAUGUAAGCAGCUUAACAGCGACUAUGAAAGGCUGGUCAGGGAGAAGAAAAAAGCGCAGAAGAGAAAUUCUGGCAGCACGGCGAAGGACAAGGAGAAAAUGGAGAAAAUUUACAAAAAGGUCCUCCAGGAAUGGACCACCAAAUUGGAUGCCAAGAAGAACGCCAUAGACUCCAACGCAAACGCCAUCAUAUUCUACCUCUGCUUAAUUAAAGAGUUCAAACUUAGUUAG
This is a messenger RNA of Plasmodium cynomolgi strain B, 1488 nucleotides long. RefSeq lists its product as hypothetical. Lineage: Eukaryota; Apicomplexa; Aconoidasida; Haemosporida; Plasmodiidae. The transcript has 2 exons. Bases 1 to 1488 code for a protein of 495 amino acids. The record is from RefSeq and is a predicted model, not a curated record.